Molecule: messenger RNA, 2154 nt
Organism: Lasiodiplodia theobromae
Lineage: Eukaryota; Fungi; Ascomycota; Dothideomycetes; Botryosphaeriales; Botryosphaeriaceae
Exons: 3
Coding region: 1-2154 (717 amino acids)
Source: RefSeq, a predicted model, not a curated record
AUGCCACCUACAACACCUCCAGAUGAUGAUGGAUCCUCACGUGCCGUCGUUCGCAACAACGGAUCAUCUUCCUUCCAGACCACGCUGGACGUUGCAACUGCAGGACAGCUGGUGUACAACAUUUCUAGACCAUUGCUUAGAUGCUUGGUCCAAAAGCGAAUCGAUGUUCACGCUUACAGCGUGGCACUGAUCGUCGGGCAGGCUCUGCAGUGGAGCAACAGUGGUCGAGAUCGCUUGGACAAGGCUCUGUCAGAAACUAACGGUCUAAUGCCUUCGAUCAACUAUCUGCUGAAGUUCGGGAUCGACGUUGCGGAGAUCAAGACCCUCCUUCACGACAAAGACGACGAAUGGUCCGCGAAGAUCAUCCUUCAACUGAUCAAGAAGAUCCUCGACGAGAAUCCAAAUAAUCCAUCACUGCAAGACAUAUACCCUCCCUCUUUACAAAGCAUCAAAACAGUGGUCGAACGGUUUUCCGGUCUGUUCGCCACAUCGGAUUUCGGGGUCAGGGUCGAAGAGUUCAUGUCGCACGAUGGCCAUGACAUGGUUACCGGAUACUGCCGACCCAAGUCGAACUCCAGCAGGAUCCCGAGAUCUCGAGGGAUCGCGAGUCCGGAAAAGAUAGCCGACGCCCUCUAUGAAAUUUGCCAGCUCUCGAGAAACAAGUCCCUAAAAGUCGCACUUGUUGGAGGCGCGGACGCAGUCGCGGUAGCUGCGGUCGGCUUCUGGCUCGCCGACUUGCCGGUCUCGUUCCGCAAGCUGGAGGAUGAAGCAUUGCAAGAAGUCGCUACAAGCCACGGACCAAACCUGGAGUCUCGAGUCGUUGUCGUGUUGUCACAGGAGGCCACCUAUGAAGGAACGCUAGUCCAGGGUCGGUUGAUCUAUCUACCUCCCUUGAAAAACGUGAUUAGGGGCAAGGAAGUUAGCACCGAUAACAAGAUAUCUGGAAGGGUUUACUGGAACAGUGCCCUUUCAACCACGUUCAAAGCCAGCCUCCAGCGGUUGAAGGGGUUGCACUCGAACUUCGGGCCCGCAAUAGGCUGUGCUGCCCGUGUCUUCCAAGCGUUGACCGAGGGAGACGACGACGUACCGUUGGAAUGGCGUACUGCAUGCCAGACGUACUACAAGUCGAGCUUUGGAAUAGACUAUGUCUUGUUUGCUCUCGACCGAUUUCCAGAGUUGAAGAAGUGGAACAUGGAGGAGGAUAUGCGGAAAUUUGCGGCCUUGAAAACAUUCGACGAAGCCGAGCGGGAAUUUGAGAAAUCGAUGUUUCUGAUCGCCGAGCAAUGCCACUGCAAGUAUUGCUGCUUUAACGGAAGGCCAACCCCAAAGCGUACUGCUGCAGCAACGACCAACGAGAAGGAGCCUGAUGGAAACUACUGCCUUAUCGCGCUCUCUUGCGCUAUUAUCAGGCUUAUUCGAGUGCUCUCUGGUAUUGAGACCAAGAUCGACAUCGUCAACGAGAGAGGCACACGGACGGAGAGAGAGAUGUUCUUGAAUAGGUCGGGCCUUGAGUGCUUUUACAAUCAACAGCAUGACAGGCUUAUGGUGCAGCGUAAAGGAGCGAAAGACGUGGUUAAAGACGAGCUGUUUCUGUAUCGAGUCGUUGAACGUGUCAAAAGCGACAAGGAAGCACCGGAGUAUUCUCCACUCGCGGUAGCCCAUACUCUGUUUUCUGGGCGUCAACUGGAUAAAAAUAUCCAGCCGCAAACUUCCGCCAUUGCCAUCCAUGGCAUUUGUUGCUUCUUCAACAUACUAGAGCAGAGUGAGCUGCGGGGAGCUGACGAAGUAUCAAAAGUCUGGGUUGUGCCAGGGAGUAUUGAGUACAGAAAGCAGACUUACGAAGGAAUCGCGGAUCUGGGAUCUCACCAGUACCAGGACACUGCUCCUUGGAGAACAGUCACCAGACCACAGAGAUGCGUACCGGAUAGGGUCAAGGAAAAAACCGCAAUACCCCGCCAGGCUGACUUGGACUUGGUGGUGGAGGAACAGCUCGUAAACGAGCGAAGCCCUUGGCUGGAGGUGGGUUUCCGGCUGCCUUUGAAAGAUGGCAUCGAUCUUCUUGGUCCGGGCAGGAUCAUCGAGAAUAUCACCCGCGGCACCGGAUUGGCCCCCAGUCGGCAAUAUCUGAGAUCACCAUCUUCCGAGGAGAUUUAG